Messenger RNA from Asterias rubens (European starfish), 5196 nucleotides. RefSeq names its product zinc finger protein 585A-like. Gene Ontology annotation, molecular function: DNA-binding transcription factor activity, RNA polymerase II-specific; RNA polymerase II transcription regulatory region sequence-specific DNA binding. Gene Ontology annotation, biological process: regulation of transcription by RNA polymerase II. Gene Ontology annotation, cellular component: nucleus. The transcript is spliced from 4 exons. Bases 855 to 4157 code for a protein of 1100 amino acids. The record is from RefSeq and is a predicted model, not a curated record. Lineage: Eukaryota; Metazoa; Echinodermata; Asteroidea; Forcipulatida; Asteriidae.
AUUGUAUUAUAGUACCAACUUCUAUGCGAGCUUAUCCACAUACGUACAGAGGAUUUUAAUUGGAUUAUCGACCCUGUGUGACUCAAUGGUUUAUAAUGUUUUGGCGGGAGUGGUGUGUUUUGACUUGCAUUUUGUAGUCGGAGCAGUUUCCCCUUCUAUGCUGGGAACACAUUCAUGACCGACAUGACAAGCAAUAUUUCAGUCGAUCCUACAGCGCCGUUGAUCGCCGGCCGACCAUCAUCCUGCUAAAACAAUAAAAGACACUAAAGGUACGUAAAGUACACGUGGUGACCCAAGUAGACCGGGGAGAGGAAAACGGUUAGAUAUUUCCUACAUUCACUCGUCUUGUUUCAGAGCAAGGUGCGACUAUAAAUAUUAAGUGCCAAGUUACACCGUCCGGUUUGAGCUUCGUGGUGGAUCAGUGGAUGAUCUCUGGAUGAUCUCUGGUACCAUUGAGGGAACUCCGUGGUGAGAGUACACAAAUUAAUAGAAACAAUCCUGGGCUGGGUGUGCUAUUAUGCUGAGUGGCAUACGCACACAGUGGACUUCACUGAUGUAGAGCUUUUCACUCCUCUCCCAAUCUCAUCACUGUUCUGUCAGCAUAUCUUCACGGUCUCAGAUAGACAUGAUAUGAUAGAGAUCUUAUUCUCCCUGCUUUUUAAUUGCAUUUAUGGGAUUACUGUGACGGAUUUUUAGGAAAUUUGGGCAGACAGGUAUUUCCCUGCCCCUCCAAAAUAAAAACUGACUGAAAGUUUCAAACCUAAAAUUGCUUAACAGCAAGAAAAAAGGUUUUAAAUUUUUGGGGCCAUUUCUGGAAAAUUUGUCGACUAUUGACGACUUCAGUUUUGAAAAAUAUGGAGACUGGAAAAGAAUUUGUUUGUGAUGUUUGUGGAAAAGCCUUCUCAUAUGAAUCCAAACUGAUCACCCAUCAGCGUGUCCACACUAAAGCGAAACCAUUUGACUGUGAAGUUUGUGGUAAAAGCUUCGCAUCGAAAGGGUCAGUGACAGUUCAUCAACGUGUCCACACUGGAGAGAAACCAUUUGACUGUGACAUAUGUGGAAAAGCCUUCGCGGUAAAAUCUCAUGUGACAACCCAUCGUCGUGUUCACACUGGAGAGAGACCGUAUGCUUGUGAUCUUUGUGGACAAGGUUUUGCGACGAAAGGUAACCUGCAACUUCAUCAUACGCGUAACCAUACUUCAGAGAAACCGUUUGUUUGUGUUACUUGUGGCAAAUCCUUUGCUGAAAAAAUCCAACUUGUUAGACAUCAGCGUGUUCGCACUGGAGAGAAACUGUUUAGUUGUGAUGUUUGUGGAAAAGCAUUCGCUGAAUCUAAAGCUUUGAGAAUACAUCAGCGUAUCCACACUGGAGAGAAACCAUAUAUUUGUAAUGUUUGUGGAAAAGCUUUCAGACAAAGUGGUUCCUUGAACACCCAUCAGCUUGUCCACACUGGAGAAAAACCAUUUGACUGCGACGUUUGUGGUAAAGCCUUCUCGAUAAAAUUACAUCUAAGACGCCAUCAGCGUAUCCACACUGGAGAGAAACCAUUUGGUUGCGAUGUUUGUGGAAAAGCUUUUCCACGGCAAGAUGCUCUGGUAAAUCAUCAGCGUGUCCACACUGGAGAGAAACCAUUUGGUUGUGAUCUUUGUGGACAAUUCUUCAAAUGUAAAGCUUAUGUGACCACCCAUCAGCAGCUAGUCCACAAUGGAGAGAAAGAUUUUGCUUGUGAAUUUUGUGGGAAAUGUUUCGGGAGUAAAAGUUACAGGGACAUCCAUCUGCGUCUUCACACCGGAGAGAAACCAUAUUGUUGUAACGUUUGCGGAAAAGCCUUCCCAAUCAAAGGUAAUUUGAUCUCUCAUCAGCGUGUCCACACAGAAGAGAAGCCUUUUGAUUGUGAUGUUUGUGGACAAUUCUUCAAAACACAAGCUUAUGUAAUCGCCCAUCAAGAGCGUGUCCACAGUGAAGAGAAAGGUUUUGCUUGUGAAAUUUGUGGGAAAUGUUUUGCUGAUAAAACCCAACUUGUUAGACAUCAGCGUGUUCGCACUGGAGAGAAACUGUUUAGUUGUGAUGUUUGUGGAAAAGCAUUCGCUGAAUCUAAAGCUUUGAGAAUACAUCAGCAUAUCCACACUGGAGAGAAACCAUAUAUUUGUAAUGUUUGUGGAAAAGCUUUCAGACAAAGUGGUUCCUUGAACACCCAUCAGCUUGUCCACACUGGAGAAAAACCAUUUGACUGCGACGUUUGUGGUAAAGCCUUCUCGAUAAAAUUACAUCUAAGACGCCAUCAGCGUAUCCACACUGGAGAGAAACCAUUUGGUUGCGAUGUUUGUGGAAAAGCUUUUUCACGGCAAGAUGCUCUGGUAAAUCAUCAGCGUGUCCACACAGAAGAGAAGCCUUUUGAUUGUGAUGUUUGUGGACAAUUCUUCAAAACACAAGCUUAUGUAAUCGCCCAUCAAGAGCGUGUCCACAGUGAAGAGAAAGCUUUUGCUUGUGAAAUUUGUGGGAAAUGUUUUGGAAGUAAAAUUUCCAGGAACACCCAUCACAAAAUCCACGCUAAAAAGAGACCAUCACUCUUUAUUGAACGUUCUUUUUGUGUGUGCGUCGAGAAAGUGAUUGGUGGACUUGAAAACUUGUAUUUUUCACACGUCUGUCGACAAGAAUGCUGGCAAUACUUUUCCUCAGACUUUAGAGCCUGGCUUGACACUGAGUCUGUAAGACUAAGAGUUAUGAACAAUAAUGAAAGGAUGGACAAGUUAGAAAGUGACAUCCUGCUAGAAAGCGAAUCAAGGCGUUGUCUGGUUGUGAACUUGGGAACCAAAUUGAACGUUUCUGACCUUUGCAAAAAAGAGGAGAAAAUGAAUAAUUUGCCUGGAGAGAAACCAUUUGUUUGUCGUUUUUGUGGAAAAACCUUUUCACUCAAAGCUGUCCUGAUAAACCAUCAUCGUAUCCACACUGGAGAAAAAUCGUUUGUUUGUGAUGAAUGUGGAAAAGCUUUCUUACGAAAAGGUAACCUGACAGUCCAUCAGCGUAUCCACACUGGAGAGAGACCAUUUGUUUGUGAUGUAUGUGGUAAAGCUUUUUCAAAUAAGAACAGCCUGGCACGUCAUCAGGGUAUCCACAUUGGAGAAACAAAAAUUGUUUGUGAACUUUGUGGUAAAGCCUUCUCAAAGAAAAACUACUUGACACAGCAUCAGAAAGUCCAUAGUCAGGGUAGAAAAAAAGCAUUGAACUGUAGCUUUUGUGAAAAAGCUUUUUCAGCUAAAUCGGAUCUGAGGCGCCAUCAGCUGGUCCACACUGGAGAGACCAAAGAAGAUCAGACAAACAAUCAUCAGGAUGUCGAAACUGGAGCGAAACCACCUGUUUGUGAUGUUUGUGGAAAAGCCUAUUCAAGUAAACGUGUCCUGAGACGCCAUCAGCGUAUUCACACUGCAGAGAAACCAUUUGUUUGUGAUAUUUGUGGAAAAGCCUUCACACGAAAAGAUGAUCUGACAGUCCAUCAGGGUACCCACACUGGGCUGAGACCCUUUGCUUGUGAUAUUUGUGGAAAAGCUUUCCUCCUUAAGUACAAGCUGGCACGCCAUCAGCAUAUCCACACUGGAGAAAAACCAUUUGUUUGUGAACAUUGUGGUACACACUUCUCGGCCAAAAGUAGCUUGAAAAGCCAUCAGCGUAUCCACACUGGAGAAAAACCAUUUGUUUGUGACCUUUGUGGAAAACCUUUUUCAAUGAAAAGUGACUUAACACGGCAUCAGCAAGUCCACAGUCAUAGAGAAAAACCCAAACCAUUUAACUGUAGCUUUUGCGAAAAAACUUUUUCAGCUAAAUCAGAUCUGAAACGCCAUCAGCGUUCCCACACUGGAGAGAAACCAUUUAAAUGUGACAUCUGUGGAAAAUCAUUCUCCGUUCAUCCUAACUUGGUACGCCAUCAGCGUUUCCACACGGGGGAGAAACCAUUUCUUUGCGAUGUUUGUGGAAAACACUACUCACGAAAAAGUAACCUGAUUGGCCAUAAGCUGGUCCACACUGGAGAGAAGCCAUUUGUGUGCGAUAUUUGUGGAAAAUUCUUUGCAAAAAAAAGUAACAUGACGAGCCAUCAGCGUAUCCACACUUCAGAGAAAACAUUGCUUUUUGUGAUUGGAGAAGAGCCUCCGCCUUUAUAAAUAAACUAGACCUCUCUUCUACAUGGUUUAUUUUCAGAUUGUGACGUAAUCUACGUUUCAAAAGGUCAUAACUUUUGAACCAAUAAAUAAAUCUUGUUGUAUGCUCUUUUUCAGCUAGGUAUAAAACCCACCAAGUGUUAGAAAUGGCAUCAUUUCGACAUUUUAUACCUUAAAUUUGUAUCCAAGUUUAAGACUUUUUUGUAAGUGAUGACUCUCACCCCUGCAUAUAAAAACCCAAACUGAAGCCAAGACAAAAUUACAGUUUAUGAACAAACCAUCAUUUAGAGUAAGUAAAUCAUCAUUAAGAGACAGUUAAAAUUCUUGCAUCAAACUUUUGGCUGCUUGUACAUACAUUGUAGUUCACAAUUAAUGCACUGAAAUGUUUCAACUUUUAAAUGAUAUUUAAUUUAUGUUCUCCAUUUGCAUGUAGUGUGUAAGAUUUGUAAAAACCAAUGUUUGUAUUUUGGACACACGAGGGCUCUUUGUAUUUUCAAAAGCAAACUACUGGAGUGCUUCUGAAUAUUUGUAGCUAGAGCUGCAUUAUGGCUCUGGCUAGAUGACAUGGCAUUCUGCAGUAAUGUGAAUUCUUAUAACAACAGUCAAAGCCACUCUGGUAGCUACCAAUAAGCCAUUUUUGCAUGUUACAUAUUUUAAAAUGUUUGUUACAAUGAAUGUUUGGUUACAACAAAUUUGAAUUCCUCAGACUAUCGAGAUACAUGUUGCAUGAUUAGGCGCAAGCUUUUGCUUAGUUGCGUAAGAGACCGUGAACACCUAUGGAUGAUUCUGAAUUGAUGCGUAUGGCACAGCGGUACCAUGGUCUGCUUAUCUGGAGGUUGCUAUACAAAGCUUGCCCCAAAACAUUUGACAUAGCAAAUGUCUCUAUAGUCUGAGGAACUCAAGAUGUAAGAUAUACAUUGUGUUUAAACAAGUCAUUCAAGAUUAACGUGCAAAUGGCUCAUUCAGAUACUACCGGGUGCGUACAUGUAACGCUCUUGUAUCAAUGAUAAAAAGUUGUUCUAAUAAUAAUAGUGAAAAAACA